Messenger RNA from Zea mays, 1218 nucleotides. RefSeq lists its product as uncharacterized. Lineage: Eukaryota; Viridiplantae; Streptophyta; Magnoliopsida; Poales; Poaceae. The record is from RefSeq and is a predicted model, not a curated record. The transcript has 4 exons. Gene Ontology annotation, molecular function: AMP binding. Bases 167 to 628 code for a protein of 153 amino acids.
CUCCAGGCGGCUUUGCUUGGUUGAUGCCAGCGUAGACCUAGCAAAACGAGGGGAUUACACGUUUUGCCGAUAAUAGGUCGGCUGCCUUCUGUCACUCUCCCCUCUGCUCAAAAUUUCCCCCAAAACUUCUCCUCUUGAGGAAGGCAGCCCAAGCGAGCGCGCUGCAAUGGCGGACUCGUCGGCGCCGACGAGAGUGAUGAUGGCGGUGAACGAGUCGUCGCUCAAGGGGUACCCGCACCCCUCCAUCAGCUGUCGCACCGCCUUCGACUGGACGCUCUCCAAGCUCGUCCGCUCCAACCCUGGGGGCUUCCACUUCCUCUUCGUCCACGUUCAGGUCCCCGACGAGGACGGAUUUGAUGACAUGGAUAGCAUCUAUGCUUCGCCGGAGGACUUUCACCAAAUGAAGCAGAGAGACAAGAUAAGAGGGCUUCAUUUGCUCGAGUACUUUGUAAACCAAUGCCAUCAGUUAGGGAUAAAAUGCGAGGCAUGGAUCAGACAUGGAGAUCCAAAGGAGGUUAUCUGCAGCGAAGUGAAGAGAGUCCAGCCUGACCUUCUAGUUGUGGGAAGUAGGGGUCUUGGGCCAUUUCAGAGGACAAACCUCGUGCAGUGGCGAGAGCUAUCUCGCUAAGUCACCGGGUCGGCAGACUCUUUGUAUUUGUGGGGUAAAGACUUGCCUCGGUUUAUCCCUCCUCGUACACCACUCGUGUGAGCCUCCGGCACUCGGAUUACCUUUCAUCACAGUUUAGUCAAUACUAAUAGAGGGAAUACCUUAUUUAUCUUGAUAAGUAAGAGGCAAGACUAAUUAUAUAGACUGAUUCGUUACUUUUAUCCUGUUUGAAGGUGCAUUUGGGAUCUAAUUUCGUUUUGUCAUGUGCAUUUGAGAUCUAAUUUCGUUUUGUCAUGCAUGACUUCUUCGCAACUCUUUUGUCAGUCAAUGUUUUAUUUACCUAGGUGGUGGUGUCACAUAGUGUUUAGUCACUAUGAACUAUAUGAUCGCAACUCUUUUGUCAGUCAAUGUUUUAUUUACCUAGGUGGUGGUGUCACAUAGUGUUUAGUCACUAUGAACUAUAUGAUGGAAACUGUGUAGAGUAGGCAUAAUUUUGUGCAAUGUGGGAGUUUUAUCUUCAAGAACAUGAACUAUUUUCAAGUGUCUUUUGUACGCUAUAAUGUGCUUUUUUAUUUGUUAAAUGGGAAAUUCAAUACCAAAGUUUGUUGGCA